UUAUUUUAAAUAUAUAUUAUUUCUAAGUAGCAACACACACACAAAGUUUUUUGUAAAGCCAUAGCUGCAUUCAUUCAUUUUUACUAGUGUGCAAUCUUGCAAAAAAAAACGCAUGUGGUUUUGCCGGCACCUAGAGUACUAAACUUACCUCUACCAACCCGCAACAAGUACUGACUUGCUUUUCGCGGUCUUCUCUGAGAACCUUCCAACGUUCGUUGGCAUCGCACGGCUAUGAUUACACAUCGUUGCCAAUUUGAAUAAGAAAAAUUACCCUGCAUUUCUAAAAUAAUCCCGCUAAAAUAUGACAUGGGAUUGCUUAGCGAGCAGUGGAAUUAGACUUCGUAACCACGUCUUCAUAGACCAAGAACAAUUUCUAGUUACGCCUAUGGUACGAUAUCAAACCACUGUUAAAAUCAGCAAAAAAGAUGUUUACCUACCGACUCGGAUCAUAUCUAUGUGAUUCAUAUCAAUUAUUACGUUUUUCAGUGCGAAAUCGAACACAUGUUAAAAUUAUUUGUGGUUUAUAAUUAUAAUUUGUAAUAAAAUUUAGUGGUUUAUUAAAAUGCCGAAGAGAUCAAAAAUUUCCAAUUAUGGAAAAAUUUGGACUUAAUUCAACGCAUGAUUCAGAACUCAUCAUCCUCGAGCUCUGCAAGUACAAAAAUGGCCAGCAAAAUCAUUCUUCUAGUCAUAUUUAGCUUAGUCAGUAGGUCCAUUCAAGAUAUAAAUAAUAAUGAGAUAGAUGUAGAUUCAAAUCCAUAUAAAGAAGCAGCUGAUGAAAUACGAAAAGAACAAAAUGCACAAAAUAUCGGAUCGAUAUUUCAAAACGCAUUAGAAAAUGAUGGAGAGAAUAUAGUGGGUAAUAUCCUUUCUCAAUUCGGCAAAGAAAAUGCUGGUCAACUUCUACAAGGAUUGGGAUCGAUGCUUAAUCAAAAUAACAAAAAAGAUUCGGACACACCAAAUAUACUUGAAAGCCUUGGCACUAUUAUGUCAACUAUGCAGACCAAAACUAAUAACGAAAAACAAGGUGAAGGCCCUGCAAAUUUACUACAGGGACUUGGAAGUCUCUUAGGACAAGGCGCUCAAGGAAAUCAAGCUGUAAAUUUGUUACAAGGACUAAGUAGUCUUCUAAACCAAGGAGAACAAGGAAAUCAGGAACAAGGAGGUGGCGCUGCAAUUUUGCUGCAAGGAUUAAGUAGUCUUAUGAACCAAGGCGAACAAGGAGGUGGCGCUGCAAAUGUAUUGCAAGGUCUCGGAUCGCUCUUGAGUCAAUAUGAUGGAAAAAAUAAAGAACAAGCAGGUGGCGCUGCAGAUUUAUUGCAAAAUAUUGGAUCACUUUUAAGUCAAUCUGACGAAAAGUCUGGAGAUAAUCAAAACCAAGGAGAAGGCGUUGCAAAUUUGUUGCAAGGACUUGGGUCCUUGAUGGGUCAAGGUGGUCAGGGAGGAAUGAACCCUGCGAUGAUCGGAACAAUGUUAAAUUUAUUUUCAAACCUAGCUCAAGAGGAAACUCCAGAAGUUAAGCGUAGUUCUGAAUCUAAAAAGAUUGACACCAAAGCGCAAACUAAUUCAGAUUUGAAUAUGGACGAUAUAUUGUCAUUAGCUGGAAACUUCUUGAAUUCCGGAGACAAAAAAGAAAAGAAAACUAAAGAUAUAAACUUUUUAUCACUGUUACCAACCAUUCUACAAAGUAUAAAUGCUUUCAUAGGACCAGAAGCUGAUAAAAGAGAAAAAAGCCACGAAGGACAUUCAUGGCUAAUGCCGCCAUUACUGGAAAAAUUUCAUAUUCUUUUCGAUCAUUUUAUUCAUUCUGAUAUUGGAAAACAAACGAUAAGUGCUCUAGGAGCUGAAAAGUCCUUUAAAAUAUUUUUCGAUGAAAAAGGAAGGUUUAGUUAUAAGAAAUUUGGUGAGAUGAUGGAAAAUCAUUCUUAUAGGAGACAAUGGAUUAGCCUGGUGACUGAUAGGAUUGCGAGUUUCUUGCAAUAUGCUUCUGAACCAAAAGUUUACAAAACCUAUAUUGCUGGCGGACAACUUUUCUUCAAUACAUACUUCAAGGGCCAAGGAUUUCCAAAAGCUGCUAUGUUUGAUCCAUCAAGACCUGUGGAAACGAUAAGUGCUUUCGUUAAUUAUGCCGCUAAGAAAUAUUUCGAUGUGAAAAUCAACUCAAAAGAAUAUGUUAAACCAGCUGUGAUGUAUAUAAUGGACGUACUGAAAUUGGCAGAAAAAAGUGCAACCAUGAAAAGUUUAGGUAAUUCCAAAGAGCUAUCAAAUAAGUUAGCAGACACUAUAAAUUUGGAAAUAAUCGAACCUUUGGCGAGGGUUAAUCGGGCUUUUAGAUUUUCCAAAGCAGUUCCGAAAUGCGUAAGGUACGUUUUGUGUCUUGUCAACGAAAAUCAAGAAAAUGAAUCCGAAAGUCUACCAGGAUUAAAGAAAUUAUUGUACAAAGGAUCAAGUUUACUUGCAGGAUGGUUCUUGAGUACCGAAACGAGUACACCAUUUUGGACUUUGUAUAUGGAUAUCACAGACAAAUCAGAUUGCAAGAAAUUAUACACAGAUGAGUGCAAUGCUUUCCACGUUGAAGAAUUGAGAGUGACGACUGAGUAUGUUCAUAACGAAUUGUAAAAAUUUUAGGGUUAGAACGUUUUGCUCAGUUAAUAUAUAGCAUUUAGUUUCUAUUUUUGUUGUAUAUGUAUUGAGCAAAUAAAUAUGUAUUUA
This is a messenger RNA of Psylliodes chrysocephalus, 2709 nucleotides long. NCBI's taxonomy places the organism in Eukaryota, Metazoa, Arthropoda, Insecta, Coleoptera, Chrysomelidae. The record is from the annotation of a GenBank genome assembly.